AUGGAUGGAAAUACGCUUAUAGUGGACGGACGGAAGCUCCACCAGCCCUUCGUUGAGAAGCCGGUUAGCGCAGAGGACCACAACAUCUACAUCUACUUUCCCAGCACCUCCCUGGAAGGCGGCGGGGGCAGGCGCCUGUUCCGAAAGAUUGGCAACAAAUGGACAACAAACAGCUACAUAUACGAGCCAUUCCUGGCAGCGGACCACGAGCAGGAUGUCAAGGCCUAUGCCGUGGGCCCUCGCUAUUGUCUGGCAGUCACGCGAAACUCUCCGGCGGUUACCGGCAUAGUCCAUCGGAAUGCAAAUGGCAAAGAAAUAAGGCAGAUCACGGAGGUCAGCAGGGAAGAAUCACAGGCUGCGGCUAAAAUCUCUCUGGGGUUUGGCCAGGCCGUCUGCGGGUUCGACAUUGUUCGGAAUGGAGGGAAGAGCUACGUGAUUGAUGUCAAUGGUUGGACAUCACUAGAUCUGGAUAUGGAACAGCUACAUGGUCUUGCUAGUGGGAGAAAGGCCUUGGGCCCUUCCUAUCCACUCGAGUAUGGGCUAUGGCGAAGUCUACGCGCUACCAUUAAGCGGAUUCGGAUGUUUGACGAGGCCGACUACAAGAAUGUUGAUAACGCUUGUCCACCAAUGUAG
Molecule: messenger RNA, 633 nt
Organism: Penicillium cinerascens
Lineage: Eukaryota; Fungi; Ascomycota; Eurotiomycetes; Eurotiales; Aspergillaceae
Exons: 3
Coding region: 1-633 (210 amino acids)
Biological process (GO): inositol metabolic process; inositol phosphate biosynthetic process
Cellular component (GO): cytosol
Molecular function (GO): diphosphoinositol pentakisphosphate kinase activity; 5-diphosphoinositol pentakisphosphate 1-kinase activity; inositol hexakisphosphate kinase activity
Source: RefSeq, a predicted model, not a curated record